Rhinocladiella mackenziei CBS 650.93 is the source of this 2181-nucleotide messenger RNA. RefSeq names its product E1-like protein-activating enzyme Gsa7p/Apg7p. Bases 1 to 2181 code for a protein of 726 amino acids. The record is from RefSeq and is a predicted model, not a curated record. Gene Ontology annotation, cellular component: phagophore assembly site; cytoplasm. NCBI's taxonomy places the organism in Eukaryota, Fungi, Ascomycota, Eurotiomycetes, Chaetothyriales, Herpotrichiellaceae. Gene Ontology annotation, molecular function: Atg12 activating enzyme activity; Atg8 activating enzyme activity. The transcript has a single exon. Gene Ontology annotation, biological process: cellular response to nitrogen starvation; autophagosome assembly; autophagy of mitochondrion.
AUGGCCAUGCAAUACGUCCCCUUUGCGUCAGACAUUGAAAUACCCUUCUACGCCUCACUGGCUUCUCACAAAAUCAAUCAUGACAAACUCGACGACUCGGCCCGGAAACUGUUGGGCCUAUAUGAAAUCCGGCCCGCCGACGCCAAAGAACAUUCCUGCCGCAUGCAAAUACACGCCAACGCUCUCACCAGUAAUGAAGUCCCCGCCGGCUUCUACCGCGCAGAAGGCAUGAUUAAGAACGUCAACACCAUCGAAGAGUACCGCCACAUCGAUAAAUUGGCCCUGAUUCAGCAGGCAGGCAGGACCAUCUGGGACGCCAUCAACGACGGGACAGUUUAUUCUUGUCCCUCGCUUCUCGCCUCAUUUUUUGUCUUGUCGUUUGCAGACUUGAAAAAAUAUAAAUUCAACUAUUGGUUUGCCUUCCCCGCGCUGGUUAUGGAUCUGCCUUGGAUAGCAGUCGGUGGCCAGGCCGCUUCAAUUUCAGCACCCGAAUCCUCCGAUGUGCCGUAUAAGAAGUUAAACUCGAUCGAAAGUACGUCGCUCGUCGACAGUGUCAUGACGUGGAGAUACGGCGUCGAUUCCAGACAACAUGGCUUCUUUCUCGCCAAAAAAGAGCGAUAUUCUCCACCCGCCCGUAUGACGGGCCCGACAUCUCCGCAGUCACCGCUCACGCCAACCUCGAACCUUGGCUUCACAUGGCGCAUCACUUCUCUAUCAGGCUACGAAUCCAGAUUCUUCGAUGGCGUGGACCCCGACGACCGCUUUGUCUGUUUCGCCGAUCCCUCCAACUACACCGAACCCGGUCCCGUCGCACCGGGCUGGAUGCUGCGCAACCUUCUCGUUCUCGUGCGGCAGAGAUGGAAACUGGACCAUGUCCAGAUCCUAUGCUAUCGCGAGACGCCGGCGAGAAGAGACGCCGCCCGCAGUGUGAUUUUCACCAUGGAACUACCGGGUCUGACUCAGAAAAAUCCACCAGCGGCACAGGCCCCGAGCCCUGAAGGUCCUAAGGCGGUGCAGAAACAAGUGCCCAAAGUCGUCGGUUGGGAGCGCAACGCGGCGAACAAGCUCUCUGGCCGCAUGGCCGACCUGACAGAAUACAUGGACCCGAAGAAACUGGCCGACUCCUCGGUCGAUCUGAACCUGAAACUGAUGAAAUGGCGCAUUAGUCCCAACCUCGAUCUGGAGCGGAUCAAGGACACCAAAUGCCUCCUCCUUGGCGCAGGGACGCUGGGCAGCUAUGUGUCGCGAAACCUGAUGGGCUGGGGCGUACGGAAGAUCACAUUCGUCGACAACGGAUCUGUCUCGUUUUCCAACCCGGUGCGUCAACCUUUGUUCAACUUCAACGACUGUCUGGAGGGUGGGAAGAAGAAGGCCCCCUGUGCCGCGGAGGCGUUGCGCAGUAUCUAUCCGGGCGUCGAUGCCGAGGGACAUGUGGUGUCCGUACCUAUGGCGGGACACCCGAUUACGGAUACAGAGAAGACGAAGGCGGAGUACGAGAAAUUGAGGGAAUUGGUUGACGAGCAUGAUGUCAUAUUUCUACUAAUGGAUACCCGGGAGUCGAGAUGGCUGCCGACGGUCAUGGGCAAAGCGGCCGGGAAGAUCGUGAUGAAUGCCGCGUUGGGAUUCGACACGUACGUGGUGAUGAGACAUGGUGUCAAGCUCGACGGCUCCAACCCAGAGCGGCCCGAGCUAGGAUGUUAUUUCUGCAACGAUGUCGUGGCCCCCGCGGACUCGAUGAAAGACCACACCCUCGAUCAACAAUGUACCGUCACCAGACCGGGCAUCGCGGCGAUCGCGUCCGCGCUCCUGGUUGAGCUCCUGGUCUCAGUCCUUCAACACCCCGAAGGCCCUGCGGCACCAGCGUCACUGUCUCCGUCAGAAUACCGUGGCGAGCACCCCUUGGGUCUGGUCCCGCACCAGAUUCGUGGCUUCCUCUCCAAUUUCACCAACAUCAACAUAGCGGGCAAGGCGUAUGACUGCUGUAGUGCCUGUUCCGAAAAGGUGCUGACCGCAUAUCAGGCAGAUGAAUGGGACUUCGUGCAAAAGGCGUUGAAUGAGAAAGACUACGUCGAGGAGCUGAGCGGGUUGAAAGAGGUGCAGAGAGUCGCAGAGGCUGCGGCGGCAGAUAUCGAGUUCAGCGAAGACGAGACCGCGGAGGAUGAAGAUGGCGAGUUGAUCUGA